Messenger RNA from Ilex paraguariensis (yerba mate), 651 nucleotides. The record is from the annotation of a GenBank genome assembly. Lineage: Eukaryota; Viridiplantae; Streptophyta; Magnoliopsida; Aquifoliales; Aquifoliaceae.
AUGGGUGGCCUUGGUCAAGAUCUUAAGGUAGCUCCAACAGAAAAUUCCCAAGGAAUGGUUGAUGGUGAGCAGUUGAUCCAUCAGCCAGAGAAUCAUGAGGACGAUGGCGCGAAUUCACGGAAGGAAAUAAGCAUGAAUGUUGAUGAGGUGCACAGAAUCACCAUUCUAAACCUUCGGGAAGGAAAUGAUCAAUCCUCAAGUGAAACUCAAAGUGUCAAUGAGAUUGAAGGCUCUACACCGGCCAAAGUUAUUUCUCAUAGAAGAGGUCAGGAGGGUGAAAUGUCAGAAUUCCUUUCUGGUGAUUCUUGUUCAUGUAGGCCAAUAUUGCCUUGGUUAAACGGAGAUGGUACCAUCAACAAGAUUGUUUACAAUGGACUUAUACGGCGGGUUCUUGGUGUUGUGAUGCAAAAUCCAGGAAUAUUGGAGGACAAUAUAAUAAGUCAGAUGUGUGUACUAAAUCCUCAGAGCUGCAGAAAAUUGUUGGAAUUGAUGAUCCUGGAUAACCUUAUUAGAGUGCGGAAGAUGCAUCAGGCCACAUCAAGUGAGCCUCCUGCUAUACUGGGUCGCCUUUUUGGGAGCAGCUUCAAGAAAUCAAAGUUGACUUGCCAAAAGCAUUUCUUUGCCAAUCCCAUGAGUACUGCCUUCUUGUAG